Messenger RNA from Trichoderma citrinoviride, 774 nucleotides. RefSeq lists its product as hypothetical. Lineage: Eukaryota; Fungi; Ascomycota; Sordariomycetes; Hypocreales; Hypocreaceae. The transcript is spliced from 2 exons. Bases 1 to 774 code for a protein of 257 amino acids. The record is from RefSeq and is a predicted model, not a curated record.
AUGUUCUACGGCACAUCGAAAGCUUUGCAGCUUGCCGGCCGACCCGCUCUCUCAUCGCCACUACAACAAAGACUCUUUAGCGCAUUCCGAGUGCUCGAGGCAAACAGGGCAAUCUUGUACGGAGAUGUCACCUUCUUGUCGGAACACAAGUGGAGGCUACAUCACUGUACUGGCAACGGACACACUGGGCCUCCAGACUUCAUGGCAACCAUGACCGAGCUAUUGAUUGAAACAUCUGCAUUCAGCAAGCACGGGCUUUUUGAGCAGGUCGAGCCAAUACCAGAAGACGUAAGGUUGUGCAAUCUCGUCGUCACAGCGCUGGCUCGCAGAGGCCAUGAGCUGAAUCAGAUACUCAAUGCAUGGUAUGAUGGCAAUGCCCCGGCGUCAGAGUUCGCGGAUCCUUUCACUCAACUUGCUCUUGCAAACUUUUACGCCGUUCGACUCUUUCACUGCAACAAUUUUACUUAUUACACAUGUUGGGAAGCUGGGACAGUUCCCCAAUUGGACAAACCUGAGAUUGACGCAUAUGUGGCCAUAAUCACAGACUUGUGCGAUCAGAUCCUACAAACAUCGAAUAUCCCAGGGGCAAUCCUUCUCUUUCCUCUGCGAAUGGCUGGAGCGCACGCCAGAUAUGAACCACAACGAUACAAUGUGCGGCAUUUGCUUCAUCAAAUACAUAACAACGGCUUUGUCGUAGCACAGAGAAUCCAGACAGACGUAUCGGAGCUUUGGCAGUACCAAGCUGGUAACAAUCUUGAUGAGUUACGGAUGUAA